CUCUGAUAAUAUUCAAAUGUCGCUAUGUCUUCAAAAGGUGCCAUAUUUUAUUCCGCACAGGACACUACGGAUGCAGUGGUUGCUGCCCGUGGAGUGAGAAUAUCCUUGCCCCAACACUAUCUUUCCAUCGCAGCCAUAUGUUACCCAUGGGUGUUAAACGAAGCAGAGCCACAAGUUGCGCUGGACAUGGUUCAUAUGCAAUGCAUUCACCUGACGCUUGAGCUGUUUUAGAGACGGCAAAGUUGUAGCCAAUUUGGUCUUUCAAGCUGGUCAGAGUAGAGGUUGCGUUGUCUGUCUGCAAAAAGCUGGCUAGUGUGCGUACGUAUAUAAACAGUCAAAGUCAUCCAUACUGCCUCUGAACUUGUUUCCAAAUCAGACCAACCGUUCCAACAAGUUCACUUCCUAUCUUUCCAUCAAUACUCACCAAUCUUUUUUCAUAAUGAAGACUUUCACCGCUAUUCUUUCCAUCGCCAUCGCGGUUGCUGCUGUCGACGCCACGGAUGUUGUGCGAGAGGCCAAAGAAGUUCAUGUUGCAAACGGCCCUGGAGGAGUUGCUGGCCUACAAAGCGCGGUAGACACCAGUUUACACCUAGUUGAUGUCAUGGUAGAGACAUACAGCAAUGCAGAGUGCUGCAACCAAACACCUUGUUUCAUUGGGUGCCCUGUUCAGGGCGUCCCCCGUGUAGGCUUUAUACUUUCCAUGCGGGAGAAGCCUGACUCGCUAACAUCUUUAUCCUAGUUCUGCUGCUGAUUCGGUAUACUUGGAAGGACAGGUGGUAUGUUUUGGUCGUUGUAUGGAGUUCUCCAAUUCCAUGGAGUUUAAGCUCGGCCGGCCAUGACAGGGAUAACCUUUUCUAUUAACACCGUACUCCCGUAUGAAAAUAAAACAAAUUUAUGUUUUACAGAUAGAUACUGCAUCCGCGUGUAGCGAUUUCUUGAUCAUUCACAGACUACGACAUGUUGCAUGUGGCUACCAGAGUAGCCGACGGUGUGAUUCUGCUAUAAACGGGCAGCGAUUCGGACAAGCAUGUGAGGCAGGCAAGGCGAAACGCCACCACGAUCGGGAUUCGGAAGCUGAGAGCACUUUAGCAGGUGGUCUUGCUGGCAUAAGCGGCAGCGUCACAGCCAAACAGACAAUGUAAGCGAAGACUGGGGCACUGCUGCUGCAGCUGGCCAAGGAAGCGUACGAUUCUGGGAUUCUGGAACAGAAAUAGCGUAAGCAAUAGAAUCAUGUAAUGCUACCCAAUUACUCUGGCAAUGGGGCGCGGCACUCGCUUCCCGAUGCAGACGAUGAUGAAGUGGGAGGAGGCUUGGCAGUUUUUGUGUUGUUU
Messenger RNA from [Torrubiella] hemipterigena, 1331 nucleotides. Lineage: Eukaryota; Fungi; Ascomycota; Sordariomycetes; Hypocreales; Clavicipitaceae. The record is from the annotation of a GenBank genome assembly.